AUGGACCUAAAUCAGCAGGGGCUGGAAGAUCUUGUUAUCCAGAAACAACCAGCCAUGGCUUGGGAUCCUGGUCCAGAGCAAUCAAGUAGGAAUUACGGCAAGGAUGAAGGAAAGAGAAAGCAAGAAUGGAGAGAAGAAACAGGAGGAGGAGAAAAAGAAGAGGAAGUAGAAAAGGAAUUGGAAGAGGAACAGAAAAAAGAAAAGAAAAAGGAAA
Messenger RNA from Propithecus coquereli (Coquerel's sifaka), 214 nucleotides. RefSeq names its product NANOG neighbor homeobox (gene NANOGNB). The annotation marks the transcript as partial. NCBI's taxonomy places the organism in Eukaryota, Metazoa, Chordata, Mammalia, Primates, Indriidae. The record is from RefSeq and is a predicted model, not a curated record. The transcript has 2 exons.